This is a messenger RNA of Acanthopagrus latus (yellowfin seabream), 1094 nucleotides long. RefSeq names its product proteasome 26S subunit, non-ATPase 9 (gene psmd9). Gene Ontology annotation, biological process: proteasome regulatory particle assembly. Bases 66 to 704 code for a protein of 212 amino acids. Gene Ontology annotation, cellular component: cytoplasm; nucleus. The transcript is spliced from 6 exons. NCBI's taxonomy places the organism in Eukaryota, Metazoa, Chordata, Actinopteri, Spariformes, Sparidae. Gene Ontology annotation, molecular function: protein binding. The record is from RefSeq and is a predicted model, not a curated record.
ACAGAAUAUGCUGCGUCACGGAGAUACACCGGAAGUAACAUCCUUGUGUUGUCCGUGCUGCAGCCAUGAAGACGACAGGAGGAAACUGCUCUGGACAGUCAGAAAUAACGAUGGAGGAUGUACAAAACCUUGUUAAGAAGAAAGAUGAAAUAGAAGAGCAGAUUAAAGCUUAUUACGACGUUUUGGAAGACCAAGGUGUCGGAGUUGAGGAGCCCUUGAUUGACGAAGAGGGCUUCCCCCGAUCAGAUGUUAAUUUAUACCAGAUCAGGACGGCGAGACACAACAUCUCAUGCCUGCAGAACGAUCACAAGGCCAUCAUGGUGGAGAUAGAAGAAGCCCUGCACAAGCUGCACGCACGAGAGAAAGCGAAGCGGCAACAGGAUGAGACGGAAGCCCAGGAGGAGGCGAUGGAGCAGCAGGUCACUCUUCCUCCUCCAUUUGCACGAGUGGAUGCUGUGACACAAGGCUCACCUGCCUGUGGAGCUGGGCUCAGAGUCGGCGAUGAACUUAUUGAGUUUGGUUCUGUGAACACAGGGAACUUUCAGAACCUUCAGAAUAUUGCCUCUGUGGUACAACACAGUGAAGGGAAACCAUUACGUGUCACAGUCAUCCGGGCAGGCCAGAAAGCUCAGAUGAGCCUGACUCCGCAGCGAUGGUCAGGCAGAGGUCUGCUGGGAUGCAACAUCGUUCCACUUCAUCGAUGAUCACCAUGACUUUGUGCAGAAUUUAAACUGUUAAAGCCUUUCCUCCACUGAUGAUGAUACCCCUGGGUGGAUUCAAAUGGACUUUCUACACACUGCAGACAUUUCUUCUUCCACCUCUCCAUUAGAGAAGUCAUGCUGAGUUUUCUGAGCGAUCGCUAAAUAAACAUUACUAACUUACAGUGCUCUGAUUUAGAAUCCUACAUGCUCAAAUAAUUCAUGUAACAAAUGGCAUUGCAGUUGUUUUAUUGAUCUAUAUCUAGUGUGAGACUACCACUAAUUAAAAUGAAGGAUUAACUAAGGGUAUCCAUCAAAAGUCUGUGUGAACCUGGAAGAGCUUUGAGAUAUCUUCUACUGAUCUGAAAUGAUGAACAGACUAAAAAGCAAAAAAAA